Messenger RNA from Ylistrum balloti, 6303 nucleotides. RefSeq names its product polycomb complex protein BMI-1-like. Gene Ontology annotation, biological process: negative regulation of transcription by RNA polymerase II. The record is from RefSeq and is a predicted model, not a curated record. The transcript has 11 exons. Gene Ontology annotation, cellular component: PRC1 complex. NCBI's taxonomy places the organism in Eukaryota, Metazoa, Mollusca, Bivalvia, Pectinida, Pectinidae. Gene Ontology annotation, molecular function: promoter-specific chromatin binding. Bases 217 to 1668 code for a protein of 483 amino acids.
UGCGACCUACAGGGAAGCUCUCCACGUAAACACGAGGAUUACAAAUAUCCAGCCGGAGGCAAAUUUUUCUUGGUGUACAGAGGCGGAUAGCGACUCAAGGAUGCACGAUAUGCAAGGCGGUGUGAAUUGACCAGUGUCCAUCACAAGAUUUGGUCAAGAAGAAAAUACUAUAAAGAGUGCGAAUCCAUGUAAAGUGGGGAAAAUACACUCUACGCCAUGCAUCGUCCGACUAGACUUAAGAUCACAGAACUCAACCCUCAUCUCGUGUGCGUCCUCUGUGGGGGUUACCUCAUUGAUGCCACCACCAUAGUCGAAUGUCUACACUCGUUUUGCAAGACCUGCAUCGUGCGAUACUUAGAGAGCAGCAAGUUCUGUCCUAUUUGCGAUGUUCAAGUCCACAAGACAAAACCUCUGUUAAACAUAAGAUUGGAUCACACACUUCAAGACAUUGUGUACAAACUAGUACCAGGCUUAUUCAAAGACGAAAUGACAAGGCGUAGAGAAUUUUAUAAAGACCAACCAAACGAUGCGAACGCUGUAUUGGAAUUACGUGGUAAGGCACGAAGUCCAGGAACAUGUAUCGGAGACGAUGAGGAAGAUGAACAGAGAGAACGGGUUAUCUACUCAGAAGAUGAACAAAUAAGUCUAGCCCUACAGCUAAGUAUCAAUGGCAGACCACCCAGCAGAAGUAUUGCAGAAAACGGUAAAGACGUCAAAAGCAACGUACAUGACUGCCGCUACCUGCUGUGCCCUGCUGCUGUCACGAUCGGGCAUCUAAAGAAAUUCAUCAAGAUGAAAUUCAGCCUAUGUGAUAGAUUCCAGGUCGAUGUGUACCACACCGACGAAUCACUUCGAGACGAAUACACACUUAUGGAUGUGGCUUACAUAUAUUUAUGGAGAAGGAGAGGACCAAUGAAGCUGUUCUAUACGGUUUACACAAACCCCGCCAAACGGUUCAGGAAAUCUCUCUCCUGCACAGUGACGUCACACAUGACGUUGAAAUCAUCUUCAAACAAGCGUGACAUCGACAUUGACAAGAAAACCACAUCACAGGAAUGUGCCAUAGCUGCAGCAUCUGCUGUCUUGUCAGCUACAAAGCCAUCUCCAGAAACAAAGGUAAAAGACCCCCCACACACAACAGAACCAACUGUCCCUAAAUCGGUGGAACCGAGCAAAAGUCCAGUUGUAUCCAGUACUGUAGUGACGUCAUCGACUGCUGUAGAGAAUGGAUUUCAUGCACCACACACACCAACUCCUCCAUCUUCAACAGCCUCUCCUACAACCUGCGUGAGGAGAGAGGUAACUAAAACUCCAGAAAAGACUGUACCGAAAGAACGAAACGGGACAAAUCCGGUUGUUCUGACCACUCCGAGGUUAAACGGUAUGAACUUGAUAUCUACUUACACAUUAAUGAAUGGGAACAGUCAUAUCAAUAGACAUGACAGCAACGAGGUAGCACAAGAUCUGAGCAUCAAAAAGAAAACUCCUUCAAAGGAGCCUACAACCAACGGAAACAAACCGAUGCCGCCAAAAUCGAAUGGACUUCUCCCAAAUGGUGAGAUUGAUAGAUUCGCCUUCACAGAUGAGGACGAUGAUUUGCCAGUCCCACCCUUGAACAGUCAUAAACUGCACCAUCAAAUCAAGGCCGAACCGGUUACAAUAGACUGACACGUUACUAACACGUGAUGGUCAGUGACCGGCACGUGACUAAUUAUACCCGGAGAGGGUUGAACUUCUGUUGACGUAUCGGCAGCUUUUGUGUUUGAUAUAUUGAUAUGACACAAGCAUUUUUGAGUAAUAGUAAGGACUAUUACACGAGGUAACUGAUGUUUAUUAAGUGCUAUGCUGAAUUGGAUUCGAACUUAUUCUUUUCUAUAUCGACUGCUUAUGGUUCAGAAUAAUUCGAGGUGAUACUUAUGCUUUGCGACUGGAAUCGCAGUGCAGGAAAUGAAAAUGAGCGGAUAAAACGUUCAAUGAACUUUUGUAUGUGUUAAAUGUACUGAAAUGAAGUAUAUUUUUUUCUGAGGAAGAUUUGAAAUGAAAGAGCAUAUGUGUUCUUAUUUGAAUAUGCCUGUGAUUCAUUUGUGUAGACCUUUUCAUUAAAAACUGUUACCGGAACCAAUGUGAUUGCUACAUCAAGCAAGGAUGAAAAUAUGUGCCAUUCAGAUAAGAAUACAUUUGAAACUAUAGUGAUAUGUAUUGCAUUGCUGAAAUACUGUGUUAUAUAAACUGGACAGAAACAAGCGAAGCUACGAAGAAUGUUUGAAUGAAUUAGUGAGACGGAGACAAUACUCGAUAACAGUAUUGUGCUACAGAUUUUAUCAUUUAUGAAUCACUUUUGACUAUAAAUGUUUCUUGUUAAACUAAAAUCACUUGCUAUACCGUAACACGACUUUAUGUUGAAACAUUGCCAGGAAUUACUGUUUUGCUUUAGAUUGUGCUUGAUUCGUUGUAUAUAUAUUUAUUGGUUAGAAAUGUAAGUGUACACAAGACUUCGUCACUUAUCGAGGGUAAAUGUGUUUCGAAUGUUUUUUAACUUCUUAUUAAUAUUUUAUGGGGAUUUAUUUUGCAGCUUUUUCUUAGGUUGCUGUCACAAAUUUCAAUUUCCUUUUUCAUAUCUCUCUCACACAAUAAUAAAUCGAUGUUUGAGGUAUAACCAUAUUCUUUUAAUUUCCUAUUAAAAAGGAUGACAAGGACAUUAGAGAACAACAAUUAUUCUUGAUAACUGGAGAAAUUUUUAUCUAUUUAUUAAUUUACCGUUCAUAUUUGUACCUUUUUAUACUUUUUGUCUGUUUAAGGAGUUACAUCUUUUUUUGUAUGCUUAAUUGGUCUUUAACUGAAAACUAUAACAAUCUGUUGUUUUUUUUUGUUUUGUUUCCCAUUGAGAACACUUUGAGGAUUCUCGCGAAAAUUAAUUGAUACACAUCGAUCGACUUUCGAAGAUUCUGAUGAUAAUUCAUUAAGUAGUAUGUUUGUUUCCUUUUCCGUGUAUCAGACCUCACAACAAUGAGUUAGAGAAUGAAUGAAAAGGGAAAGAUUGAAGAGUGAUCAGAUAUGCAUUUUGCUUUAUGUCAUUAUAUGACAAAAGACUUCUGGAAAUAUUUUAUAUAUUUAAAAUGGCAACUAGAUUGCAAAUUACUUGCCAACAUGCUCAAAGCAUGCAACAGGAAAUGUGUAGAUAAUUUAAUUAAGUUAAAAUUGAUAGUCAAACUAUCUUGUCAUAACCGUUUUUCAUCAUUAGGGCAAUUAAUCAUUGAAAGUAUAGGGCUCUUGAUCAGUAUUUGUUCAUUGACACUGUCCCAAAAGUUGUUUUCAAUAGUCAUGUUGUGGAAGUCCGCAUUACAUCUUGAACUUGAUGUGUAGAAUAGUUUUAAGUUGUGCUCAUUACAUAUUUUGUAAAUGAGACCACAGACUGUUUCAGGAUUUUAAAUGUAUCUGAUGUCUACUAUCACAGCAUCAAUGUUAAUUUUUUUCUCAGAACGAUAAUUUUGCAAACACCUCGCUUGUGUUUAGUUUAAACUAAUAUUUUAUUAUGAUGCAAACAUAAAAACCGACAUACGUUUCAAAUUUUUGACAUAUAUCUUGACCUUCGUGCUAUUCACUUCGCCUCGGUUAUAAUUUUGUUCCAGAGGAUGCCGUAACACCAAGUGCCACGUAUUUUCUAUAAAUAUACACAUGUACUUGACGGUCUUUCUAUCAAGUUCAAAAAUUAAGGAAAAUGAUUAGAUUAUAUCAAGUGAUUCGUCCUGUCUAUAUCUAAACAUUUAUUGUGUGUAUGUGUUUUUUUUUCUCCAUAAUCCAUCUUCUAGAUUUCAAUAUGUUUUACCACUAGCAUCACUGACUUAUUUUAGAAGGACGAAACUUUUAAAAGGCUGCAAUAGCUUUCACUAUUUGGUUGAACUGUAUUAGAUGUCCCAUUGCAUUGGAAAUGCUAUUCACGUGUAUGUCUUUUGUGCAACCUUUUGUACAUGUCAAUGAAGCUAUGUUAGUUGUGCAAAUUACCCGAAAUGAAAUAAAGUAUGAAAAUGAAGAGUUUGGUCCGAUGGCUUCACGCUGCAAUAUCUGAUAAAGUGUCGAAGCAUAAGCCACAAUUAUUCUUUUAUCUUUUGAUUUGGCACGUAAUACCAAAGUACUGGUUGGUAAUGUUCAGAAGUCAUAGCUGAUUGAAGAUACAAAUAGAAAUUCAAAUUUAUUGCUGUUCAUUUGAAAACUUACGAAAUAAUUGUAAAACUGAUAUUAUGUUAUUGUGAUACACAAAAGGCUGCUACGAGAGCAUCGAAUUGCACAAAAUGGACCUUUGGGAAGUCAUUUUUUCAAUGAUGGCUGUGGGCACAUAAAUAACAGUGAAAAUAUCGACCUGUUAACAGCAUUUCAAUUAAUAUGAAAAUCAAGAGUUUUAAAUAAAAAUGCCUACAGGAUAGACUUAAGGUGUAGAGCAAUGUGUACAUGUCUUGAUAUAUUUUGUUAAUAACUGUUUUCAUAUUGAUGUUGGAUGUUUUUGCUGUAUUUAAUGCAUUUCAAUUCCAUGAAAUUUACCGGUUUUAAUACUGUACAAAAGAUCCGAGUUCCAAUGAAACAUUCUUAUGGUACUUUAUUUGUCGUAAGUCCUUGACGUACGGUAGAGGUCAUUAUAACCGAGUACAAUUUACAGAUUAACCAAAGGUUCCGAAUGUUUUUCUUACUUUGAUUUUUAUUUUUUUUUAAAUCAUGGUUAUAUUGAGUUUCCACCCCCAACUACACCUUUCUUAAACGCCCGCCAAAAAGCAACCGUUAUACACAAAACCGACACCAUUAUGAGAGGGACAUUUGGCACAUAUUUUAUGUGCAUUGAAUACUCUGCAUGUGAAACGUGACCUGAUGUUAUCGCAUUAAGCGCAGCUGGAUUUAUUACCGGCGAUAUAUCUGACAACAUUAUAUAAUGAGUGCAUGCAGUGUGUAAUGACCUACAUAUAUGACAGUCCCGGAAACUGUUUACAAGUACAAACAUUCCUUCCUGUUUUGUUGCUGCUUUAACGUCAAAAACUAUUUAUUUUUCAUGUGUUAACUCGAGAAAUUUACCAACAAUUAUGCCUGCAUUUUUUUUCAAAAUUUCUUUAUUACCAGUUUUGAUUUCUAUACACUUAAAUGCUUGUUUACCCUUAAUUUGAAAUCGCAAGUGCCAAGUGUUAAACGUGUCCAGGAGAGCAUUGAUGAUAUGCACAAGUCCCAUAUUUGUUUUUUAAAUGUGAUUCAUGAGAUUUGAAUUCCUUGUCUGAACGUAAAGUGUCACAUUUCAAAAAAAAAAUUAAUAGAUAUUAGAAUUGUGAGAUGGGUAUUGUGCAAGUCUACCAGGACAUUUUUGGAAAGUACUGUAUGUGAUAUGACGUAACCAUACCUGUGUACAUUAGUAUCGGAUAUGGUUGUGAACGUAUAUAUAUAUUUAUAUAUAUAUAUGUGCAUGUACAUAUGUAAGUGUGUCUAAAUACCUUAUUUAUGAUAUUGUGUUUGAUUUCCAAGUGUUCAUUGGAUUAUACCAUUGUAUAUGUAUAGCUAGCUGAAAGCGUUAUAAUAGUCUAUACGUAAUAGAGAAAGUGUUGGACUUUUUUCACUUAUAUUUAGAAAAAAGAACGCCAUAACGAAAUCGGUAAACGUUUGUUCUAUCAAUAAGCAACUGUAUAAGUUUGAAAAUGCCGUUUGAACUAUAGAAUGCUACCAUUUAGAUAUUUCAAUUGUCUGUUUAUCACAUAACCGUAAUUGGUAUAUUGUUAUUGAAAAGGAAACCAGUUGUCAUUAAAUAUUUUUUAUGAAUACUUAAAUGAUAUAUCGUUUUUGUUUUCAACACCAGGCUGAAGCAAACAACCAACUAUUUUCUUAAAUUGUUAUUUCUCACUUUAUUUUAAGAUGCAUGCAAAAUGUUUAUACCUUAUCGUUCAUUAUUGUAUGACCGUAUGACGUAAUGUCGUUCAUCAGUUUAUGUUAAUGGUACAAUGAUUGUUCUGUUUUGUCCUUAAAUAUUUGAUUAAAGGAGAUUCAUGUCGUGAGACUCAUCACCUUUUGAUAUGGGAAUAUUAUGUUUCAUGUUUUACCUGCAAGCUAAUGCAAAUGUUUGGGAAACAGGAGUCCGGUAUCAAGAGAACAGUUAACAAAAUGUGUACAUUGUAAAUUUCAUUGAUGCAAAAUAAAUUCAUGCUCUGAUGCACAUUUACGGGAAUAGUUUGAAAGAACAUUUACCAAAAUGUGUACAUCGUAAAAAAAUCGGUUUUAAACAUUCAACAAGGUGUGUACAUUGUAAUUUUUGUGAUGUACAAUAAAUUCGAGCUCUGA